AUGAAUUAAAUAGAUGNUUAGUAUAAAGAUUAAAAGAAAGCUAAAGAUUUAAUGUUGAAAGAUAUAGAAUUAAUUAGAAUUAAUAUAGGCAAACCUUUUUUGGCAAUAGGAGAUAUAAUGAUUAAAUUUAAUCAUAAUGGUAUUAUUAUAAAAAACAAUAAUGAGGCCAUUUUGAAGUAGAACCAAUGUUUCGAGUUUCUUUUAAUACUGCCUUUAUUGAAGACAAGUAAAAUUAUAUUAAAUGAAUAAGUAAAUUGAUUUUAAGGAAUGAAGAUUUAGAUCCUUCCAAAUUACAAAAAGAUGAUAGAUUUCCUGCUGAUUUGAAUGUUGAGAUUCAGUUUAAAGAUUUCUGUAAAUGCACAAAUGAAAUAUAAUUUAAUUAAAGGUGUAAAAGUUGUUCAAACUUAUCUAAACAACUUUGCCCUGAUUGGGAACUAAUCUAGAACAUUCUAAAUGACUACAUUAAGCAUACUAUUGAAGAGUCUUAAAUCUUAUUAUUUGGAGAUGCUGCAUUUGACAAUCUCAAUGAUGUGAAAUAUCAAACAUGUAAAAUAAUUACUAUAAAUUUAUAGUUUAAGGAGGACGUGCUCGAACUGAUAUUAUUAAAGAUAUCGAUGAUGAUUUUUGA
This is a messenger RNA of Paramecium primaurelia, 628 nucleotides long. NCBI's taxonomy places the organism in Eukaryota, Ciliophora, Oligohymenophorea, Peniculida, Parameciidae. The record is from the annotation of a GenBank genome assembly.